This is a messenger RNA of Calliphora vicina (urban bluebottle blowfly), 8066 nucleotides long. It is a transcript of the gene l(3)80Fj, whose product is annotated as stalled ribosome sensor GCN1. Gene Ontology annotation, cellular component: cytosol. Gene Ontology annotation, biological process: regulation of translation; cellular response to amino acid starvation. The transcript is spliced from 4 exons. Gene Ontology annotation, molecular function: protein kinase regulator activity; protein binding. Lineage: Eukaryota; Metazoa; Arthropoda; Insecta; Diptera; Calliphoridae. The record is from RefSeq and is a predicted model, not a curated record. Bases 64 to 7989 code for a protein of 2641 amino acids.
AUUUGUUGUAGAUUGUUUUUUUCACAUCGAUAUUGCAAAGAAGAAAAGUAAGGUUACUUUAAAAUGGCUUCUGAAAUUGAGACAUCUAAAUUUUUGCAAGAUCUACCUAAUCGUAUAUUAUGUGUACCAGUGGAGGAAAGGCAGGAAUUCUUUCAGCGAUUGUCUGCUUCGUUGUCAUCUUCCGAUGUAAAUACAAUUGUUAUACGUAGUGUUUGCAAAAUAUUAACUAUGACAUUAACCAAAUAUAAGGACAACAAUUCUCAACUACUAGUGAGAAAUCUUAUUAUUGACAUGAUAAAAAACCACCACGAUGCAACUAUUGAAAGUAUGAUGGCAGUCUUUAAGAUUUUAUCGUGCAAAGAACUGGCAAAUGCUCCUCCGCAAAAAGCGUCAAAGGCGGCUCUUAUAGCUUUGGGAUGGACGAGUUUAUUAAAUAAGUUCUGUGAUACUGAAUCAAAUGUGUAUAAAACAGAACUUCCUCGAUUAAUCGAAUAUCAAUCGUUGCUUUAUCAAAUUGUACUCAGUUCUUUAAAUGAACGUUUAAUAAACAUGGCUAAUAACAUUUUAAUAGAGAUUUUAGAGAACCACUAUUUUGAAAAAUAUAUGCUAGUUCUAUUAAAAAAGGACGCCUCAAGUAAUGUGGUUGUAUUGAUGUCAGUUCUCAUUGCUUUAAAAAAGGAAAAGCAUAGCGUCGAUGUUAUGAGUAAUUACAAGGACAAUUUAAUAGAUGUAUUUGUUAAAGGAAUAAUAACUGCAAAAACCAAACCACAUUCAAGCUGUAUUUCUGCUUGUAAAAUAUUAUUGAACUCUAUAACUAUUGUUGAUUUUGAAGAAAAAAUAUUACCACCAAUGCAAAGAUCUAUGCUAAGGAACCCAGAAAUUAUUCUACAAGCAGUUGGAUUAAUUAUUCGGCAUGUUAACAUAGACUUCAGUCAAUAUGCAUUGCAUUUGGGCAAAAUGCUUAUACAACAUUUGCGUUCUAAAGAUGAAAUUUCUAGAUUUGAAUCUGUGGAAAGUUUGAAAGAGUUAUCUAUGAAGUGUACUGAUCUUCUAGUAAUAGCAGAAUUGCUAAAAGAGAUAUUUUCCGUACUUAAUGGAGCCGAGGGUAAAAUAACUGUAGCAGAAUACCGCAUAAAUCUCAUUCAAGGAGCUGGAAAUCUAAGUUUUAAUGCAAUUUCUCCAUCUCUAUUGCCAAAUAUUAUGCCAUUAGUAUUGGAGUUAUUUUCCAAAGCGUUAAAUACAGAAGUUCAUGAAAAAGUAAUAUGCUUUACACUGGAAAUGUUUAGCUUAUGGACAAUGAAAUAUACCAAAUCGUCAGAUAAAACUAUAAUAGAAAUUUUUAAAAAAGGUGUUGAACUUAAAACAACUACACAACACGUUCGUUUAUCAUAUUUGCAAUGGCUGCUGGCGUGUUUUAAUAAAUGUAAUUUAGAAAAUGAUAGCAACUUAACUGCAAUGUUGCUGAAAAUAUUUGAAAAGGCUCUGCAAAACUCAUCGCAAAUACCAUUAGUGUCAGAAGCAGUUUGCGCCACUUGCUUGUUAUUAAAAACUGAUGGUGCAGACAAAUAUGAUGCCUUAAAUAAUUUUUGGAAUGUUAUACUCGACAUAAACAAAUCAAUAUUUUUUACGGAACGCUUUAUUAACUCGGCUCCAGCAGAAUCUUUAUGCUAUAUUGUUCUCAUGGCAGAACGAAUAUUAACUAAGCAUUUCAAAUCAAUUAAGGGAAAUUUGGAUACGUUAUUUAAGGCAUUUGUACAAGCAAUUACUUCAACUUCUGAGAAAGUUAGAAGUUGUGUUAAUAGUUUGCUGCCAGAAUUAAUUGAUUCGGAGAAUGGUGUAAUGUUUUCCAAAAACAUUGUUUCUGAACUUGGAAAGAAAUUAAAAUGUAUUGAUUUGGAAUUUGAUACGGAUGAUAACUGUUCGCUUUCUAAAUCAAUUGUAGAAACAAUACGGCUACUCUGUGAUAUUAAAAACAUUGCAAGCGAUGAUGCGCAAUCCUUGGCGUUGCAGUUGUUAUUCGUGUGUCAUCACCAAUUAAUAGUAUGUGCUGAUUCAAAGUUAUGGAAGAGAAUACUACAAAGACAGCUAAAUUUAGAAAUAUCUCAAUUUAUUUCUUUAAAAUCAGAAAAAAUUAAAGAUAUGAUAUUGGACAAUUUUGAAAUGAACAAAACCUAUGAAAAUGCUGUUGCGACAUUAUCUUAUUUAAGCCCUGAUCAAUUCUUACCACUUCUAAUUUCAAAGGUUACUUUGUAUCUAAAUGACCCAUCGUUAAUUAAUGUAACAGAUGACGAAUAUUUCACAUUUUUAACUCCUGAAGGAGAACUAUAUGAUAAAAGUGUAUUACCAAGCAGCAAUGAUGUAUAUACUACAGCCGGAUUGAAGAGAGAAAACAAAGUUUAUAGUUACAAAGAACAAAUAGAAGAACUUCAACUUCGAAGAGAGAUCGAAGAAAAAAAACGCAAAGAAGGAAAAUUAAAACCACCACAAUUAACACCAAAACAGAAAGAAGCAAUAAAAAAUCAAACUGAGAAAGAGCAUUUAAUAAAAAUGCGACUCCAAGAACUAAAUUUAAAAUUAAAAUGUGCAAUUAAAAUGGUGGAGUCCUCUUGUUUUGGAAAUGCUAAACAAUGUUCCCUACAUUUUUCGAAAUUGUUAAGUUCUAUUUUAGAAGCGAUGAAGUCACCGUUAUCCGCUGAACUAUUGUGCCAGUUAUAUUAUGAAUUGCGAAAAAUUUGGUUUGAAGAAUCUGAGUUGGGGCUUAAAUUGGCUAUAACAACAAUUCGAUUACAAUCGCCCCGAUGUGAUCUUAGUAAAGAAUGGAUAAAACAUGACUUAAAAAUUUCAGUUCUUGAUACGCUACAUAUUCUAAAAGAGGUUAUAAUUGACCAGAAUUAUACUAUGACUACUCCAGCUUUUACAUAUGUCUUUGAGUUUCUAAAACGAUCUUUGAUUUCAAAAUAUGUUUCGGCUGAUGAUGAUUUGAUAACUAUUGGAAUAAAAAUAAUGGAACAGCAUGCACAAACAAGGGGAGAAUCCGUUGAUGGAUGCUUGUCGGAUUAUAAACACCCGAAAUAUUUGCCAAGAAUGGAAAUGUUUAAAUUUUUGAUUAAUCUAAUUAGCAUUCAUUCCGGACGCGUUCAGACACAGGCCGUAGCUGCAUUACUGGAAGUGGCAAAAUGUAGUUCUGGAGAAGACUUAUGUGCUUUAUCAACACAAGACGAAAUUAAUAUAUUUUUAAAUGGUCUAGAAAACGGACAAGAAGUAAUCCGAGACGUUGCAUUGCGUGUUUUAAUAAUUUUAUCAAAAACUAUGUAUAUAGAAAGUAAAACCAAUGUAGAUUUUUCUACCCAUAUUAAUCGGCGCCUUUGGAUAGCGAAGUUUGAUAUUUCGAAUGUUAAUAGGAAUAUUGCAGAAGAUCUUUGGAAUAAAGUUCAAAUUGAUUAUCCUUUAACUGACGAUUUAUUGUCUGAUGUAACACAUUCCGAAAUUUGUAUACAGAAAGCAGCAUCGGCUUCAUUGGUUCCAUUGCUAAUGCUUGAUCGUUCAAGUGCUAAACGUAUUUUAAAAAAACUUCUCACUAUUUAUAAUGAAAAACUAUCCAUGAUUCCACCAAAACUAGAUGAAUUUGACCGCGAGGUAGAACCUGCAAUUGAUCAGUGGAAACCUCGUAGAGGAAUAGCUAUAGCAAUAUCGAAAAUUUCCCAGUUCUUCUCAGUGGAUGAUGUAAAUCAUGUUAUGCAAUUUAUGGUAUCAGUUGGUUUGGGAGAUCGCGAAGAAGUUGUACAUAAGGAAAUGCUAGCUUCUGCUCUUACGAUUGUAGAUUUACAUGGCAAGGAUACUAUAAUUACAUUGCUGCCUGUUUUUGAAGAUUUCUUGGAUAAAGCUCCAAAAUCUCAAAGUUAUGAUAACAUAAGACAGGCUGUUGUAAUUAUAAUGGGUUCUUUAGCACGUCACUUGGAAAAAGAUGAUAAACGAAUAGAGCCAAUAGUACGAAGAUUACUAGCAGCUCUUUCAACACCGUCACAACAGGUUCAGGAAGCAGUAGCAAACUGUCUGCCACAUUUGAUGCCUUCAGUAAAGGAAGAAGCUCCUGCCAUGAUAAAACGUCUACUACAAUUACUAGUAAAGUCUGAGAAGUACGGCGAGCGUAGGGGUGCAGCAUACGGAAUAGCUGGAAUUGUAAAAGGACUUGGAAUAUUGUCGUUAAAACAGUUUGAUAUUAUGUCAAAACUCACAACAUACAUCCAAGAAAAGAAAAAUUAUAAAUCUAGAGAGGGAGCUUUGUUUGCAUUCGAAAUUCUUUGCACAACACUUGGACGUCUUUUUGAACCCUAUAUAGUUCACGUACUUCCCCAUUUAUUACAAUGUUUUGGUGAUUCUUCGCAGUAUGUACGCCAGGCUGCAGACGAUACCGCAAAAGUAGUAAUGGGAAAGUUAUCUGCUCAUGGAGUUAAGUUAGUAUUACCGUCAUUGCUUGAAGCUCUAGACGAAGAUUCUUGGCGUACUAAAACUGCAUCGGUUGAACUGUUAGGUGCAAUGGCUUAUUGUGCUCCAAAACAACUUUCUUCUUGCUUACCCUCAAUUGUUCCCAAGUUAAUAGAAGUUUUAGGGGACUCGCAUACUAAAGUACAGGAGGCAGGAGCCGAUGCACUUAAAGUAAUAGGAUCUGUUAUAAAAAAUCCCGAAAUACAGGCAAUUGUCCCUGUUUUGUUAAAAGCUUUAGAAGAUCCUUCCAAAAAUACUUCCACAUGUCUACAAAGUCUGUUACAAACAAAAUUUGUUCACUUUAUAGACGCACCUUCUCUUGCAUUAAUAAUGCCUGUUGUGCAAAGAGCAUUUAUGGAUCGAUCUACAGAAACACGAAAAAUGGCUGCACAAAUUAUUGGAAAUAUGUAUUCUUUGACCGAUCAAAAAGACCUAACACCUUAUCUUCCUAAUAUUAUUCCAGGACUUAAAAUGUCACUAUUAGAUCCCGUCCCUGAGGUUAGAGCAGUAUCUGCACGUGCCUUAGGUGCCAUGGUAAGAGGAAUGGGAGAGUCUUCUUUUGAAGACUUACUUCCAUGGCUAAUGCAAACUCUUACUUCAGAAUCCAGUAGCGUAGAUAGAAGUGGCGCAGCUCAAGGUUUAUCAGAAGUAGUCGGUGGUCUUGGAGUGGAAAAAUUGCAUAAACUAAUGCCUGAAAUCAUUGCGACUGCAGAAAGAAGCGACAUUGCUCCUCAUGUAAAAGACGGAUACAUAAUGAUGUUUAUUUAUAUGCCUGGAGCAUUUCCACAAGAUUUUACACCUUAUAUUGGUCAAAUAAUCAACCCAAUUCUAAAAGCACUUGCAGAUGAAAACGAAUAUGUCCGCGAUACUGCUUUAAAGGCAGGGCAACGUAUUGUAAAUCUAUACGCUGAAACAGCAGUUACUCUUUUAUUACCAGAAUUAGAAAAGGGAUUAUUCGAUGACAAUUGGCGUAUCCGCUUUAGUUCAGUUCAAUUAUUAGGUGAUUUGUUAUAUCGCAUAUCUGGAGUUUCGGGAAAAAUGACAACUGAAACUGCGAGUGAAGACGACAACUUUGGAACUGAGCAAUCUCAUACAGCUAUUAUAAGAUUCUUGGGUAAUGAGAGGCGCAACCGCGUUCUUUCAGGUUUAUAUAUGGGCCGCAGCGAUGUAUCACUGAUGGUUCGUCAAGCAGCUCUCCAUGUAUGGAAAGUAGUAGUAACCAACACACCCCGAACACUAAGGGAAAUUUUACCUACCCUUUUUGGAUUAUUAUUAGGAUGUCUAGCAAGCACUAGUUACGACAAACGCCAAGUUGCAGCUAGAACCCUUGGUGAUUUAGUUCGAAAGCUCGGCGAAAGAGUUUUACCUGAAAUAAUACCAAUAUUGGAACGAGGACUCAAUUCCGAACAAGCAGAUCAACGCCAAGGUGUUUGUAUUGGACUUUCCGAGAUAAUGGCAUCCACUUCUAAAGAAAUGGUACUUUCGUUUGUUAACAGUUUAGUUCCUACGGUAAGAAAAGCUUUGUCCGACCCUCUCCCUGAAGUUCGAGAAGCAGCCGCAAAAACAUUUGAGUCACUUCAUUCUACGGUAGGAUCAAGAGCUCUAGAUGACAUAUUACCAUCAAUGCUAGAAGGAUUGUCUGAUCCCGAUCCAGAAGUUGCAGAAAAUACAUUAGAUGGUUUACGCCAAGUGGUGACAAUUAAAUCAAGAGUGGUGUUGCCAUAUUUAGUACCACAGUUAACUGCACCCCCUGUAAACACCAAAGCACUGUCAAUUCUUGUAUCAGUUGCUGGAGAAGCUCUUACAAAAUAUUUGCCAAAAAUUCUUUUUGCAUUAUUACAAGCCCUUUCGGAUGCACAAGGAACAAAUAACGAAUCGCAGGAACUAGAAUAUUGCCAAGUCGUAAUUUUGUCGGUAUCUGACGAAGUCGGAAUUCGAACCAUCAUGGAUACUUUAAUGGCUUCUGCAAAGGCCGAAAAUGUUUCCACGCGUAAAUCAUCGGCGAGUUUACUAUCAGCGUUUUGUAUGCAUACACCCGGUGAUUAUACGCAAUACGUGCCGCAGUUGUUGAGAUCACUCCUACGACUUAUGGCAGAAAAUGAUCGGGACAUAUUGCAAAGGUCAUGGGAUGCUCUUAAUGCUGUCAUUAAAGGGUUAGAUUCAUCUCAACAAAUAGCACAUGUUUCCGAUGUUCGCCAAGCUGUACGCUUCGCAGCUAGUGAUUCUAAAGAAUUAGAACUUCCAGGAUUUUGUUUACCUAAAGGAAUUGCACCACUAUUACCAGUAUUUCGAGAAGCUAUUUUAAAUGGCCUUCCAGAAGAAAAAGAAAAUGCAGCGCAAGGUCUAGGCGAAAUAAUUUCUAUUACUAGCGCACAAUCUUUACAACCAUCUGUUGUUCAUAUAACAGGUCCACUAAUUAGAAUUUUAGGUGACCGAUUUAAUGCUGGAGUAAAAGCAGCAGUUUUAGAAACAUUGGCAAUACUUCUUCACAAAGUGGGAGUAAUGUUAAAACAAUUUUUACCGCAACUUCAAACUACAUUUUUGAAAGCUUUACAUGACCAAAAUAGAUUGGUUCGUAUGAAAGCCGGUCAUGCUUUAUCUGAGUUAGUAAUAAUACAUACCCGUGCAGAUCCGCUUUUUAAUGAGAUUCACAACAGUAUUAAAUCUGGAGAUGACUCGGGUAUUCGAGAGACUAUGUUACAAGCUCUUCGCAGUGUAAUAUCUCCAGCUGGAGAUAAAAUGUCAGAACCGAUAAAAAAACAGAUUUGUGGUACAUUAAUAAGUUUGAUUGGUCACCAAGAAGACGUUACACGAAGUGCUGCUGGUGGUUGUCUCGGAGCUUUGCUUAAAUAUUUAACGCCUGAACAAGUAGAUGAUAUUCUUCAUAACCAUAUAUUGAUAGAAGAUAAUGAUGAUUCCCCUAUUAAACAUGGUCGUACAAUUGUUAUAUUUGUGGCUCUAAAAGAAAGCGCUGAUGUAAUAUUAAAGUACGAUCGCGAAGAAAUUAUUCUAAAAUCUCUUAUAUCAUACAUAUCAUCUGAUAAAAUUCAGAUAGCCAGUAAUGGAAUACGCGGCGCAACAUAUUUAAUUGAAUAUUGGAUGGCAACAAAGAAGACAGCAUCGCCUCAAAUUGUUAAUGCAUUUACACGAGCCAUGAAUCACAACAGUAAUGAAAUCAAACAGCUAGUUGCAAAAAGUUGUAAUCACAUUGCGAAAGUUCUCAAUGCAGACCAAAUUGCUCCUGACUUAAUAAAAUACUUAAUACCAAUGCUUGUAAAUGGAACAAAGGAAAAAAAUGGUUACGUUAAAUCUAAUUCUGAAAUUGCUUUAAUAUCUAUAUUGCGUUUAAGAGACGAUGAACAAAAUUUCAACAAUGUAUGCCAAAUAUUGGAUGCAGGUGCCAGAGAUUCUUUAUGCGAAGUAGUGAGUAAAGUAUUACGAAAAGUAGCAAUUCAACCUGCUGGGAAAGACGAAGAAUUAGAUGACACACUUUUAAUUUAUUAAUUUCGUUUAAAUAUAAAAAACUUAUUUAAAUUUCUUUAAUAAACAUGUUUAUUGAAAUAAAUCCACUUUCAAACAAA